Messenger RNA from Xiphias gladius (swordfish), 1888 nucleotides. RefSeq names its product FKBP prolyl isomerase 1B (gene fkbp1b). Lineage: Eukaryota; Metazoa; Chordata; Actinopteri; Istiophoriformes; Xiphiidae. Gene Ontology annotation, molecular function: peptidyl-prolyl cis-trans isomerase activity. Bases 998 to 1237 code for a protein of 79 amino acids. The transcript is spliced from 3 exons. The record is from RefSeq and is a predicted model, not a curated record.
GAAAUGUGUUUGCAGUGGGUAAACAGAAAAAAAUGUACUGUUAUUUAAGGAUACAGCUGUACACGGUGUGAAAAUAAGACCUUAGUGUACAACACUAGCCAGGAGAUUAGUUGAGGAUUUGUUUUAUAAUAAGUAAUACUAGUGCUACAAUAUGUGACUCUCUGUUAAGUAUGUAUGUAUGUAUGUAAACAAGUUACACCACCAGGUCAUUUUGAUUUCAUUCACAUUUUGGUCAUGUUAACCUAGUGUAAUUUAAGAAGACAUUAAGCUCUUACAUUACUGGAAGUGGAGUGCAUGAGGAAGAUAUGAACUUUUCCCCUCUUUAGGCUUUUUGUGUUGAUAAUCUCCAAAAAGCAAAAGUAAUCCUGGAAUACAGAUGAAGUAAUUUUGUAUUUUGGUUAUUCUCCUUGAAUUUGUAUAGUCGUGUAAUGUGGAUUAGUCACCCAGGAAUUUGUAUGAAAGUAAACUACCGAAGAUUAUUUACUUGUUAGGUCAGUGCGCUGUAGUAAAGACAGAGACUAACCCACAUUUGUUUUCUUCAAUAGCGUAAAGACAACAUUAGUUAAAUAUAAGGAUAACUGAUAAAAGGAUAGUACUGUUGAAGGAGGUUAGCUGUCGAUUAGGGAUAUAAGCCUGUCCAAGGCAUCCAGCUGGCUCCACAGAGUGCACCCUCCACUGCACCCUGCACUGGUAUUUGUUUUCCAGAUAGCAAAGAUAAACAGUAAGGGUAAGGAGAGAGUGAUUUCCCAAUACUAAGUGGGAUUUGAGACCACUUUGUUUGCAGCAUUUAAAAUUAGAGAGCCUCACUGCCACAGAAACUCUGACACACUUUCACUGCUAUGCCUUUUUGAUCCUCACUUUCACCUCUGGGAUUUUAAAUAUGCAGAAACUAACAUGCCAGAGCACACAGGCACAGAGAUAUGCACGUGACCCUCCUUCGACUCUGAUGAGUUGUGGUUGCCCAAUUUAGCCGAGUGGUCAUUGCCACGGGGCAGGCAUGUUGCAGAAUGGGAAAAAGUUUGACUCAUCUCGAGACAGGAACAAGCCCUUUAAGUUCAAGAUUGGACGGAUGGAGGUCAUUAAGGGCUGGGAGGAAGGAGUAGCACAGAUGAGCCUGGGCCAGAGGGCUAAAAUCACCUGCACACCAGAUAUGGCUUAUGGACCGACAGGCCACCCCGGGGUCAUCCCCCCAAAUGCCACGCUUAUAUUUGAUGUGGAAUUGCUCAAGUUGGAGUGAUGCCUAGGGUUAAAAUAAAAAAUACUUAAGGUUAAUGAGGUUGCAUUCGCCACAACCUGAUUCCACAGGGUGCUGCCUCCCACCAUCCACCUGAUCUUCUUUGAUUUCUUCAGUCUUCUUCAGUUCAAUAUUUAAAUGCAUCUACUGCUGUUUGUUGCCAUCAUGUCAUAAUAGAUACUGCAAGAAAAUGUUCACAUCAUGUAAGACUUUUACAAAUACACCACAUUUUGGAUUGUUUGUUAGAGCUGCUCUUCUUGUUUAAUUUCAUUUAAAGUUGUAGAUUUUGUUGAACCAAGAGGAAAUCGGUCAAUUGAGGAAAAGCUGUACUACAUUGCAAUCGAAACAUACUGCCUUACAGUUUCAACAACAGAGGAAGGGUACAUGUGUUGAAAGUACAAUACUUCUGCUCUGUAUAUUAACUGGGCAUUAUAUACCACUGUCUGCAUUGCCACUUUGAUAACGGUUUGUCCUGCUGAAUGCUCUGAAUGAUGUUGCCAUAUUUAAUAUAUUUUAUAUCCCUCAUAAACAUUAACUGCAAGUGUACCCUAUCCAGUCUAACCCAGUCCACUACUGUACAGAACUCUGUAAGAGCCAUUGCUGCUGCCAUGAAAGUCUAUCGUAAAACUCUUGAAUAAAAAUGGCAUGUACUGU